UAAUCAAAUAAAAAUAGGCUCUUUUUCACAUUACAAUGCAGUCUUUAUCAACAUUUUCAAUGAAGAUUUUCUUCAGCCUUGACUAAAGACCAUUUAUACACCCUAUAAUUGCCUUUAUCUUCAUUCAUACUGGCAUAUUUUAAUCUUCUUGUGUUCUUCAUCUUCCUUACUUUAACUUCCAUCUAUUUUUUCUCCAUUUAANUAACCCCAAAUUAAUAACAAGGUGGCAGGUAUUAUUAGUUUCCAAUAUUUUAGUGAUGGGAGCUUGCCUGGGAAAACCUGCAAAACUUGCUCAUGCUUCAUCAGGACAAUUUUCUGAUAAUAAGCGGUCAAGUGUCGGUACAGACUCAAACCAUUUGGUUUCUUCAAACCAGCAAAAUCACUCGGGUACCUUAUGCAAUGCUGUCUUAGCUUUGAAAGGCCUCUCGAGCAACCUCAAAUCUUUCACCCUAAGUGACCUCAAAAACGCCACUAAGAAUUUCCGGUCAGAUAGCCUUCUUGGGGAAGGAGGCUUCGGUUAUGUCUUCAAAGGAUGGAUAGACGAGCACACGUUUGCCCCAAGCAGGCCUGGGAGUGGCAUGGUUGUGGCCGUCAAGAAGCUCAAGCCAGAAAGCUUUCAAGGCCACAGGGAAUGGCUUACAGAAGUUAACUACUUGGGCAUGCUAAGCCACCAAAACCUUGUGAAGCUAAUUGGCUAUUGUUCUGAAUCUGAGCAUAAGCUUCUAGUCUACGAGUACAUGCCGAAAGGGAGCUUAGAGAAUCAUCUUUUUAGAAAAGGAGUGCAACUCAUGCCCUGGGCAGUAAGGAUGCGAAUUGCAGUCGAUGUUGCCAGAGGAUUAUCUUUCUUGCAUAGCUUAGAUGCAAAUAUAAUCUACCGGGACUUGAAGGCAUCCAAUGUGCUUCUUGACUCGGAAUUCAAUGCAAAGCUUUCGGACUUUGGCCUUGCUAGGGAAGGUCCCAAAGGAGACAGAACUCAUGUUUCAACUCGAGUUGUUGGCACUCGAGGCUAUGCUGCCCCAGAAUAUGUAGCAACAGGUCACCUGACUCCAAAGAGCGACGUGUACAGCUUUGGGGUCGUUUUGCUCGAGCUUCUAUCCGGAAAACGGGCCACGGGUGAUGAUAAUGCCGGGGGAGCAGAGGAAACCCUAGUGGACUGGGCAAAGCCAUUUUUAAGUGAUGGCCGGAAAGUGUUGAGAAUAAUGGACUCGAGAUUGGGUGGUCAGUACUCAAAGAAAGGGGCCCAAGCUGCAGCAGCCCUUGCACUCAGGUGCCUUCACAUAGACGGUAGAAACCGGCCAGCCAUGACAGAGGUUCUAGCGUCACUCGAGCAGCUCCAGGCAUUGGGGAACACGCCUAGGAUUUUACCUCAUACUAACAGGGAAAACUGUAUGAACGAGAAAAUGAGCCCUCGUAGGACUACGAGAGAGAUAAGGCAAUCAAGGUAGAUUUUGGUUGAUAAAAGUCAUAGUUCUGGGUUUGUCUGGGCAUAUAUGGUAGGAAUAGUUGUAAUUUUUGUUGCUGUAUAUUUUUGGUGUAUGGCAGUGGCUAUGGAUUAUAAAUAGUUCAACAUAUACAGAAAUGGAAAUCUGGAGAAAUAAAUCGAUUUGAAGAGAAUUCAUCCCUUUUUUGUUUUAAUAAUUUCGUUUGGUUUAUUGAACUUUACCUUUCAAAGUGUCUUCACUUACGACUGCAAUCGCAUUUGGCUGAGGAAACAUAGAAAUUUGAAUAAGAAUGUGCCUAGAAGACCAAGCUUCAUAAAUACAUCAAUUAUGUUCCAUUUGAGCAUUUUUACCACAAGUAAAUACGUCAGUUAGGAGGUUCAAACUCACGUUUGUAUCGGUUGAAUGUCAAUAGGAUUUAACCGGAUUGCGACCAGCAUUCCGUGAAGUUAACUAUCUGUACAUGGAGUUCAAUUCUUCAAGAAUCACCAAAAGUUGAUUGGCUCCAGAUAGACGUGAAAGAUAUCAUGUAGUAGCCUCUGCAAAUUUGUGAGCGGAAAGCGGAUAUCAUUCACAAAACCUCUAGAAAUUGAGCUAAACCUCAAUAUAGUGAACCAAAAGACCAAGCAUUUUGACCAUGAACAGCAACUUCUUGACCAAGAAUUCAGCAUUCGAAACCAUAAUUUCAUCAUAUAUGAGUUGAUUCAUCCACCUCCUUGAUCUGCUUAUCCAGGUGGCUCAAUAUGCUAUAUAUCAUGCCCCUUUCCGAGUGAGAACAAUCCCCAGCAACAAACGCAUUCUUACUCUUUCCUAUCUCAAUCCAACUACAGCCCGCAGGUUUUUUCACGUCCUUACUCUUUAUCAACCUUCUCGUUUCCAACACCCCAUCCCAUCUGUCAUCUGCAGCAUACAGAUUUGACAAAACCACGUAAUUACCAAUGUCCCCAGUCUCGAUUUUCAAGAGGCGUUCGGCCACAACCCUACCCGUCUCCACGUCAUGGUGGGUCCUACAAGCCCCAAGAAGUGUUCCCCAUAUAUUAGCAUUAGCUUCAAAUUCAAUAGGCAUUUGAUUUAGGAAAUAUAAAGCGUCCUUAGUUCGGCCUCCUCGACCUAGAAGAUCCACCACACAAGCAUACUGCUCCAUGCUCGGCUCUAAAUGGUGCACCUGAGAUAUCGAAUAAAAAAUCUCGAGUCCUUCGUUAAUAAGGCCUGCAUGUCGGCAAGCGGACAAAAGGGCGGUCAAGAUAACGUGAUCCGGUUUAAAUCCACAGUCGAGCAUUUUGUCGAAGACCCCUAAAGCUUCCUUCCCCAUUCCAUGCAUGGCCAUUCCUCCUACCAUGGCCGUGAAGACUACAAGAUCUUUGUAAGGAGUUGACAGGUAAAGCUUAUACGUGCUACUUAUGCUCCCACACUUUGAAUAUACGUCUAAAAGGGCAGCUUUUAAAUGGGUAUCUUCAAAACAAGCUCUUACAAUGUAUCCAUGACAUUGUCUUAGAAAAUGAACCGAGGCCAUUUGACUACAAACCGGAAGAAUGCUCAUGAUAGUCAUAGCAUCUGGCCUCAAUCCUUGACUCUGUAACUCCCAGAACAAAUUAAUAGCCUCGUUAGGACACUCAUUUUGAGCAUAACCACGGACCAUGAGGUUCCAAGUAGUGAGAUCCCUUGUGGACAUCCUCUGGAAUAUAGUAUUUGCAUCUUCGUGCAAACCGUGAGCCAAAAAGCCCGAAAUCAUUGAGUUGCACGUAACUACAUUCCUCUUCCCGGAUAAAUUCGCAAACAUUUUCGAUGCGUACUCCAUACAUCCGCAUUUGGCGUACGCGUCAAGCAAUGCAUUUCCAAGAGUGGGUUCAUUGUCAG
Messenger RNA from Striga asiatica, 3296 nucleotides. The record is from the annotation of a GenBank genome assembly. NCBI's taxonomy places the organism in Eukaryota, Viridiplantae, Streptophyta, Magnoliopsida, Lamiales, Orobanchaceae.